AUGUCAUAUAAAAGUCACGAGGGUACUGGACCUGAUUCCAAAAUGUCAUAUAAAAGUCAGAAGGGUGCUGGACCUGAUUCCAAAAUGUUAUAUAAAAGUCAGAUAGGUGAUGGACCUGAUCCCAAAAUGUCAUAUAAAAGUCAGAAGGGUGCUGGACCUGAUCCAAACAUGUUAUAUAAAAGUCAGAAGUGUGCUGGACUUAAACCCAAAAUUUUAUAUAAAAGUCAGAAGGGUGCUGGACCUGAACCCAAAAUGUUAUAUAAAAGUCAGAAGUGUGCUGGACUUAAACCCAAAAUUUUAUAUAAAAGUCAGAAGGGUGCUGGACCUGAACCCAAAAUGUUAUAUAAAAGUCAAAAGGGUGCUGGACCUGAUCCCAAAAUGUUAUAUAAAAGUCAGAUAGGUGAUGGACCUGAUCCCAAAAUGUCAUAUAAAAGUCAGAAGGGUGCUGGACCUGAUCCCAAAAUGUUAUAUAAAAGUCAGAAGUGUGCUGGACUUAAACCCAAAAUGUUAUAUAAAAGUCAGAAGGGUGCGUGCUGGACCUGA
Messenger RNA from Pecten maximus, 543 nucleotides. RefSeq lists its product as uncharacterized. Bases 1 to 543 code for a protein of 180 amino acids. Lineage: Eukaryota; Metazoa; Mollusca; Bivalvia; Pectinida; Pectinidae. The record is from RefSeq and is a predicted model, not a curated record. The transcript has a single exon.